UUCUGUGCGGUUGUUAAAGUGUAUUUCCUAGGUCGGCUGUAGACCCUGCCCUCUGUAUAUCACUGUAUUGACGUGUUGUUAGCAAAUGGGAGCAGAACGUCCGAUCCUUCGCAUGAGGGGGUCAUUCUGACUACAGGGCCGAUCCUUCGAAUGAAGAGGUCAUUCUGACUACAGUUGCCACUUGUUGCUAAACCCUUCAGGGCUUCAAUACUCGACCACCGCAAAUACAUUGAUAGCCUACACUUUAAUCCUACACGUUAAUCUAUUCUCUCCAAUAGAGACGCGGAUCUCGAUGUUGAAUCAGGAUUCAGGAAUACUCCCACAACUAACAUUGAAAGGAGAUACUUUGUGAACUGUUUGAUAUUUCGGUCUAAUCUGACGGGCGAAGCAUGGUUGAUAAUACCAGUAUAGCAACCAAAUCUGCUUUGCAAGCAGCGUUCUCCUCGUCCAGCAACCUCCCCCUGCUCGUCUCCUCUGCCUCCACACACAGCCACUUCCCCGGCUCACACUCACAGUCCCAGCAGCCCAGCGGCGGAGGCAUGAAGCUAGAGGCGGUCAUGGAAAACCUCCAAAGACAGCAGGCUGCCCGCCUGGCGCUAGAAGAGAAGCUCCGUCAGGCGGAGAAAGAGAAGGAUCUCCGCUCCAUGGUCGAGUCCCAGAUACACCAACAAGCACUCGCGUUCCACCACUACCAGGCAGCGGUCCGGGGCGCUUUCGCCGCGGGAGUAGCGAACUCUUCUCCCAGCUUGGCGAGGUCCGCUGAACCGGGACUGGCUGUCCAUCACAGUUUCGACGCCCGCAGGCACUCAGAGAGAGCCGACGACUCCGAUAUGGAUGAUGAUCCAGAGGGGAUGGACCGAUGCAUGAAUGAUGACGACCGGAAUCUGGAUGGAGAUGACAUGGACAACGAAGGAGUCGUGGACGAUGAGGAUGAAGAGGACAUGGAGGGGGCUCUCAGCCACUACCAGCCCCACCACCCCAUGCACCCCGGUGCGGGACACUCUCCGAAGGGCACCCCGGUGCAGUUCAUGUCUAGAAUUCCCCCCUCCUUCGUUGCGCCCCGGCAGUUGGAAUCCCCGGGCGGGAUGGCACCACAGUCUCAGAACCACGAAUGGACUUACGAGGAGCAAUUCAAACAGUCAGGCCAAGGCAGUGCACCAGAGAGGAAGCUGGGAAAUUCAAGUGUCGGUAUCGGUGGCGGCUCCUCGUCUCUGAUUCAGGAGUUGUACGAGUUGGAUAACGAUGACAAGAGGAAAGAGUUUCUUGAUGACCUCUUCAGUUUUAUGCAGAAGAGAGGGACUCCAGUGAAUCGUAUUCCUAUCAUGGCCAAGCAGGUGUUGGAUCUGUACACGCUCUACAAGCUGGUCACAGAAAAAGGCGGCUUAGUGGAGGUCAUCAAUAAGAAAAUAUGGCGUGAGAUCACCAAAGGCCUCAACCUCCCUACCUCCAUCACCAGCGCAGCGUUCACCCUGCGUACUCAGUAUAUGAAGUACCUCUACCCUUACGAAUGUGAAAAGAGGGGUCUGAGCUCCCCCGGAGAGCUCCAGGCAGCUAUCGACAGUAACCGCCGUGAGGGACGUCGUCAGAGCUACGGGUCGGCCAUCUUUAACUACUCUCCAAUGGGGACAACCUCCAUCGUCUCCUCCUCCAAGAUGAACAUGCCUCACUUGGCCAUGUCCACCCUCAAUGGAGCACAUGUGACCCAGGGACACAGCAUCAAGAAAGAGGAUGGUCUGAUGGCGGGCUGUCUGUCGGGUCGUGUGGGGGGGGGACCCAUGUCUCUGGGAGGUCACCCCCAAGCUUUGGCAGCUCAGGAGGCUGCAGGGCUACAGGCUGCAGCGUUGGAGCAGCUGAGGGAGAAGCUGGAGAGCGGGGAGCCGCCGGAGAAGAUGGGGAUGGCCGAGGAGCAACAGAGACUCAUGCAGCACGCGGUGCAGCAGAACCUCCUCGCCAUGGCAACACAGCUUCCCAUGAACAUCAAGAUCAACAACCGAGCUGAGCGGAUGAGAGAUGAUAGACAAGAGACUCCAUUGAACCUGUCUACCAGCGGCAUUAGCAGCAUCAACAUGUCAAUAGAAAUAGAUGGAGUUGUCUACACAGGUGUUCUGUUUGCCAGGAAGCCCUCCCUCCCUACUAUGCUGGGUGGUCACCGGGUCCAGAACCAGAAUGACACCUUCUCUCAGGGAAAGACCAGUCCGGGGAUGAACUCCUCCUCCAUACAGAUCCAACCGUCCUGCUCCUCUUCCUCCUCCUCAUCCUCGGUCCACGGACAUGGAAACUCCUCCCCCUGAGCUGAGUCCCACCCAAAGCUCCACCCCCUAACCCCCGCCCCCAUCAUUCCCCAAAGACAACAAGCGGUCUGAGAUACCAGAAGAAAAUACUUCUAUUGUUUUUGAAGGUGGUUUUUCCCUUCCUCCUCCUCUUCCUCUUUCUCCUCCCUUUUCUCAAACUCCCUUAUUCAAGUUGAAAGAAUGAAAAUAAAAAGUUUUAUUUACUGAGAAAAUACUUCUGUAGAAAAAUAAAAUUCUCUCUCGCUCUAUUCUCUUUCCUUCCUCUGAACUCUGACCUCUGAAUGGUAUGUAGAGGACCUCUGAACCCUGUGUGUAUUCAGAUACAUUCUGCUGUCUUUUUUUGCGUUUCCUGAGAACAGCUGCUCAGUUUGGAGCGGUGUAAACAUAUAGGUAAAGAUAUAUGUGGUGACACAUCAUUAGACGCAAGGAACUGUGGGACAAAGACACUGAGAGACUGAGACAUGUUGGCUCUCUGUCUGUCUGUCUGUCUGUCUGUCUGUCUGUCUGUCUGUCUGUCUGUCUGUCUGUCUGUCUGUCUGUCUGUCUGUCUGUCUGUCUGUCUGUCUGUCUGUCUGUCUGUCUGCAGCUCCUCCAACAGAAGAGAGGAUUCUUGACCUCGUACCCGAAGAGAGAAAUGCUUGUUAACCUGUAGCAGGGUUGGGGGUCAAUUCCAUUUUAAAAUCGUCAAUUCAGAAAAUAAACAUUUUCCUAAUUGAAAAGCAUUAAAGAGAAAUAGCAUUCAGUGUACUUCCUGAGUUUGCUGGAAUAGAAAUGGAAUUGACCCCAACCCUGAUCUGUAGUAUGGCUUGUUUGAAACCUCUGCUAGGCAUAAGGAGGCCAUUUCAUUGUCACUGAAAAUCUUCAGUUUUCUUCUUGUUUUUGAUCACAAACCAGAGAAGAUUGCUACUUUAAGCUAAUAACCAAAGAAAAACAAGAGUAACCAAUGAAAAGAAAGUAAAGAAUAAAAACUAUAACAUACACAGACAGCACAGAUACAAUAGUGGAACCAAAUGACCAAACUAAGGAUAUACUGUAUAUCACAAGCACAUCCUGACAAAGCACAUCUCACAGAAUCAGGGAAAACAUAAUUUCUUCUUUCUUUCUUUUAGAGAGGAACAUAUCAUGUUAUCUAGCUAUUGAAGCUGGUUCCGCUCUGAUCAAUCGAUGCCGCCAGCUAUAUCAACACAUUAUUUAAUGCUGUGGGACAAUAGCUAGAGUGUCAAGACAUGCCUUCGUCAGUAAAGGGGUAAACCAAAUAGCCUAGUAACCUAGAGCGUUCGACACUGUCGGUCCUGGUCGGAGCCUCUUAUCUAACCCUUCUCACGGAAGAGAGAUUGCACGAUGGCUCUGAUUAAAUAUGAUGUUGCGACACAUUCAACAUUGAUUUAAGCUCACACUUUAGUAUGAAUAAUUUAUUACCAGCAACGUUUUCUGGUGAAGGCGUUACCUUUGCAAUCAGACGGAAACAUACCUGCUGGUAUGACUAUCCCCUGGUGGGUGGUUCUAGUUAAAUAGAGUCCUGGGAAUCCCAAUCUGUAGUCCAGUUCAACAUAUUACUCCACAGAUGGAGAUAUGUGGGUUAAACACAUAAUGUAGAACAGCAGAACGAGGCUAUAGGUGUUGGAGCACUGAUGUAAUCAUCAAUCACACAGUGGCUUUAUCUUGUGACUGGCACCCGUCUUUCUUUUGAAGUGCACUUGUGUCUGACAUUGGAGAGUUUCUCCAUACUCACUAUUUCGCUCUCUUUGUCUCUCUCUCUCUCUCUCUCUCUCUCUCCCUCUCUUUGUCC
Oncorhynchus mykiss (rainbow trout) is the source of this 4080-nucleotide messenger RNA. Lineage: Eukaryota; Metazoa; Chordata; Actinopteri; Salmoniformes; Salmonidae. The record is from RefSeq and is a predicted model, not a curated record.